Molecule: messenger RNA, 4437 nt
Organism: Carassius gibelio (silver crucian carp)
Lineage: Eukaryota; Metazoa; Chordata; Actinopteri; Cypriniformes; Cyprinidae
Product: protein sel-1 homolog 1
Exons: 21
Coding region: 508-2835 (775 amino acids)
Biological process (GO): ERAD pathway
Cellular component (GO): endoplasmic reticulum membrane
Molecular function (GO): protein binding
Source: RefSeq, a predicted model, not a curated record
UUAGGAAAUUGGGGGUCGGUCAGUGAACAGGAAUAUGCUGUAACACGAGAAACCCUAACGACGGCUAAACUGUUGUCUUCUGUUGUUGAAUUUGAUAAACAUUGCAGGUGCCUUGAAAACAUUAUUGCGGAAAUCAUCUGUUUUCAUGGUCCGCGACCGACGCGGCAUUAGUCUCUGGGAAGUGUUUAGCUUUGCUAGCUGUGUAGACAGGCUGUCACUGAGUUAAAUUACAUUGAGCUGCUAGCUCAAAAUGCUUUGGUAAGGGUAUUAAUGUACUGUUUUUGCGAAUGGGUUGUUUUAUUAUAAUCCAUUUUUGCUCUUGGGAGAAGUUUCCGGUUGACUGGCUCGCUGGUCAAGUACUAUAGCUAGUCGGUUAUGCAGUCAGGUGCAGUUCACUGACAGAUUUAAAUAGCUAAAUGGCUAGCUAGGACAAAAGACAGUUCAGUUAGUGUGCAGGUUUAAUUCAAUCAGAUUUUCAGUCCACUGCGUUUUGCACAAUCUGACGACAUGAAUCCCACUAAGAAGUCUUGUCUGGUCCUUAUCGUGGCUUUGGCUGUGACUUUGGAAGUGACAGCUGAAGUACUUCAAGAUGAUGGAGUUACAGAGGGUGGUGAGUCUCAGAGCACAGAUAAUAAUGAUGGCUCCAAAACUGUGGUGGGACAUGCGUAUGUCUCUAAAGAUGCCCAGGGCGACAGCAGUACAACUGACACUGAAGUAGAGAGUGAGAUUGAGGGGGUUGAACAGGAAGAUCUUCCGAGUCAACCUCCUCCACCAGAGGAGCGUCAUAAAGAAGUUCCGGUGGCGAUUGGUGGAACAGCCUCUGGAGAGCCCUGCGUCUUUCCUUUUCUUUUCCAAGAGAAAGAGUAUUCGGAGUGCACUACUGAAGGCAGAGGAGAUGGGAGGCUGUGGUGUGCCACGACAUACAACUACAACACUGAUAAGAAAUGGGGCUUCUGUGAAACGGAGGAGCAAGCAGAGCAGAGGCGUUUGUUGGAAGAGGCUGAAGAACAGUACCAGGAUGCGAUUAAGAUGAUUAACAGCACCAGCAGAAGGAGCCAGAAGAACGAUUUGUAUGACAGACUCCUGAAAGUUGCAGAGAUGGGUCAUACCAAGGCCAUGGAGAAGGUGGCAUAUGCCAUGCUGUUAGGAGACUACUUACCCCAGAGCAUUCCUCAGGCGAAGGAGAUCUUUGAGAAGCUGGCACUGGAGGGCUCCCCUAAAGCCCAGACUGCACUCGGUUUCCUAUAUGCUGCAGGAUUAGGGGUGAACUCAAGUCAAGCAAAGGCACUGGUGUACUACACCUUUGGAGCUUUAGGUGGAAAUCUAGUAGCACAUAUGAUUCUGGGCUACAGAUAUUGGGGAGGUGUUGGAGUUCCUCAGAGCUGUGAAUCUGCUCUCACUCACUACAGACAAGUGGCCAAUCAUGUGGCCAGCGAUGUAUCCCUGACAGGGGGCAGUGCAGUACAGCGGAUCCGGCUCUUAGAUGAAGUGGAAAAUCCUGGUUCUAGCAGUGGAAUGCUAGAAGAGGAUUUGAUCCAGUACUACCAGUUCUUGGCUGAGAAAGGAGAUGUGCAGGCACAGGUGGGCCUGGGUCAGUUACACCUACAUGGAGGACGAGGUGUGGAACAGAAUCAUCAGCGAGCAUAUGAGUACUUUAACCAAGCAGCAAAUGCAGGGAACACACAUGCAAUGGCCUUCCUUGGAAAGAUGUACUCUGAAGGCAGUGAGUAUGUGCCUCAGAACAAUGACACGGCCCUGCAUUAUUUCAAAAAGGCUGCAGAUUUGGGAAAUCCGGUUGGCCAGAGUGGCCUCGGUAUGGCUUACCUGUAUGGAAGGGGUGUUCCUGUGAACUAUGACCUGGCACUGAAGUAUUUUCAGAAGGCUGCAGAGCAAGGCUGGGUGGACGGACAGUUGCAGCUGGGAACCAUGUACUACAAUGGAAUUGGUGUGAAGCGUGAUUAUAAGCAGGCUCUUAAAUUCUUUAACCUGGCAUCUCAAGCGGGUCACAUCCUAGCCUUCUACAAUCUAGCUCAGAUGCAUGCCACGGGGACUGGGGUCAUGCGCUCCUGCCACACUGCAGUAGAGCUCUUCAAGAACGUGUGUGAGCGUGGCCGCUGGUCUGAGAGACUCAUGGCAGCAUACGGAAGCUUUAAGGAGGGCGACAUGGAUUCUGCUCUAGUACAGUAUCUCCUGCUGGCUGAACAGGGCUACGAGGUCGCCCAGAGCAAUGUGGCCUUCAUCCUUGAUCAAAAGGGAUCACAGAUUUUCAAUGAGAAUGAGACGUACCCACGGGCUUUGCUCCAUUGGACCAGAGCAGCUGCUCAAGGUUACACGGUGGCCAGAAUCAAGCUGGGUGACUAUCAUUUCUACGGCUUUGGCACUGAUGUGGAUUAUGAGACUGCAGUCAUUCAUUAUCGUCUGGCCUCUGAGCAACAGCACAGUGCACAGGCCAUGUUCAACCUAGGCUAUAUGCAUGAGAAGGGCCUUGGGAUUAAACAGGACAUUCAUCUGGCUAAACGUUUCUAUGACAUGGCUGCAGAAGCCAGUCCUGACGCCCAAGUUCCUGUGUUCCUGGCCCUGUGCAAGCUGGGCCUUAUUUAUGCACUAGAGUACCUGCAAGAUUUUAAUCUGAAGGAUCUUCUAUCUCAGGUGGAUCUUGACCAGUUACUGGGUCCAGAGUGGGAUCUCUACCUCAUGACUGUCAUUGCUCUGCUCUUGGGCACAGUAAUCGCAUAUCGGCAGAGGCAGCACCAAGCUGUUCCCAGAGUCCCUCCAGCGCCCCCUAGACCUCCAGCCCAGCCUGAGCAGCCAGCCGGAGAGCCUGAGGAACAGUGAGAGAGCUGGGAUCAGACUGGAGGUGACCAAAUGGGACAAGGAUUACGGGAGAAUGAAUUGAGGCCCAAUAGCAUCUCUCUACAUGGGACAGCUGCUGAUACCUAUACCUGCUGUGGUCUUUAAUCCUGUUAACCCCAAAUGAGCUUUCAGGACCCUUAGUGUCCUGUCCAGCCCCUCCUUUGUCUUUAACUGUGGCUUGGGAAAAAACUAGAUGAACUUCUACAAUAUCUUAAAUGUUCACCUCAGGGUUUUGACAGGAGAAAUAACAUUUGUUCAAAUCAACACUCACUAUGUGGGAGACAAAAAAAUACAACAUUGCUUAAUGAACUCCAUUAGUUAUUUCUGCUUUUGCUUGCCACUGUGCUAAACGCCAAGGACCUAACCUAUUUUGUGCAUCCCAUUUAGAAUUUUUUUUUUUUUUUUUUUUUGUAUUAAGUUUGGUAUGAAUUAACUUGGACACCAUGCCUCUUUGGAACUCCGAGUGUGACGUGGACUGUGCUCUAAAAUUGAUGUGUAAAAAGUUUAUGCUCUCAGCAUGCUUUCAUUUAAGUGGCUUGCUAGCAGAUUUUGUUUUCCAUAUGUCCAGAAAUUAUUUAUUUUGUAAGUAUUUGGACAAAGUAGUUUUCAGCAGCACAUUGAUGUAGAUUUCACUUUCUCAAUUCAAAUGUGCAGAGAUACCUAUGAAUCAACUACACGGGAAGUAGUCUAAGGUUAACAGUUUUUCAUAAGGCUUUUUAUUGCCAUAAACGCUCACCUUGCCAAAUGUUGAAUCAUUCAGAUGAUUACUGCCCUUGACUUACUUUCAUUGUAACAAAAGUGUCGCAGUGGGGUGUUUUAUGAUACUAAUUUAGUGCAAUUAUGGCUGGUGUCCAGUAUGUUUCAGAAUUUUGAAGCUCUAGUUACAUCAAACCUCAUUCAUCAUUAGUAAUUCAACCUUUCCAAAACUUUUCAAAAUGGAAUUUAAAUUCCUCUGCAAGUCUGCAUAAAAUAUUUGAAUUGAUGAAUGAUUUGCUAUAUAGCUAUAAUGCUUAGUUUUUGGUAUUACAAGACACCUUUUUGCUUUAUUUUAAGAUCAAUACAUUGAAUGCUCUCAGAAAUGUUUUUGAUGAUAGACGUGUAAGAUCUGUAGCUCUGUGAAUUCCUGAAGUUGAUCCAUUUGUUUUGGGAUGUGACUGUUUGUGUGCUAAAUCUCAGUUUUAGGUUCUUUUUCAGAGGAAAAAUAUUUCAGUUGUGAGCAUGUCUAGAAUAUCUAUUCAUUAUUUGUCAAUGUUGUCUGUCGUUUCAAGUAACAUGGCAAUACCACAACUUUUGGUGUGUAAAAAACAAAACAAAAAACUGUAAUGUAAGCAUAUGUAUGUGAAUAGGAUGUAAAGAACUGAUUUCUUGUGAAGAUUCACCAGAGCAUUAGUUUGUUUUUGCAGAGUUCUCACAAUUCAGCAGUGGUUUGAAGCUUUGAAAGUAAUAUAACAGAUUCCUCUGUGUUCCAUAUCAGUCAGACUGCUCAUAAUACUGAGAUAACAAUGGUUGAGACUUAAAAAGAAAAUAAUAAAAUUUUCAAAUGGCAAUGUUUCUAAAUGACUAAUAAAAAUCAAUGGGUUCACA